Serpula lacrymans var. lacrymans S7.9 is the source of this 1035-nucleotide messenger RNA. Its product is annotated as secreted glycosyl hydrolase/cellulase. Gene Ontology annotation, molecular function: cellulose binding. Gene Ontology annotation, biological process: carbohydrate metabolic process. Gene Ontology annotation, cellular component: extracellular region. The record is from RefSeq and is a predicted model, not a curated record. The transcript has 8 exons. Lineage: Eukaryota; Fungi; Basidiomycota; Agaricomycetes; Boletales; Serpulaceae. The coding region runs from base 1 to 1035 and encodes 344 amino acids.
AUGGCAAUUGCUAACCGUCUGCCCAUUCUCUUCGCACUCAUAGUGUUCGCUACAGCUCAGUCUGCAGCAUACGAACAAUGCGGCGUCCAGGGUUGGACGGGACUCGCUACUUGCGUGUCAGGCUAUGUGUGCACGUACAAUAACGCAUUUUACUCUCAGCGCCUCCCUACUCAUUAUAGAACUUUAGUUGGGUAUGUGAUGCUCAUUUCUCUAUCCACAGAGAUAGUGGAAUACAUUUCCGUGCGAACCAAUAAGGGCGAGACAUUCUUGAGAUGUUGUAAAUGGUACGCUUCGUGCUGGUCAAUUCAGUACAAUAUCAACGAUACCGUUCAAUCAGAACCAUUCAUCGACGACGGAAUGUGGUGGUCUGACAUAUUUUACAACACGCUUCUGAAUGCGUCUCCAUCGCUUUGCAAGCAGCUCGCGCUGCGGAUCCAGCUGCUAAACUUUUCCUCCACUCUUCAAGCAAAUUUGGAGCAGUUCACCGCUCUCGAAGUUGAGGUCACUAUAAGGUGCAUCGGCGUCUGGGACUAUACUGAUAAAGUCUGUGAGCUCGACGGUAUCCUUUCGCCUUACAGCUUCGGUUCCUGUGCUGCUGCCAUUGAGCUCACCGGCAACGAAAAUCCCACUCGUGUCUACUACCAAAAUAAGGAUGAUAACAUCCACGAACUUUGUGGAAAUGGACCUCUGUCCACUACAUAUUCAGACAAUGUCAUCACUGUCGCAAGGAACAUACGUUCCAACACUCCCAUCGCAGCAAUCAGCUGGUAUAACUUUCAACAGAUUCGCGUGUACUAUAUAACAAAUACCAAUGAGGUUGCUGAGGCUGUUUUCGAUGUGGAUCGCUGGGUGGCUGGGAAUCAACAGCUCGGUAUUGCUGCACCAAACAGUGGGCUUCUGUGCGCUAUCGUUGACCCUCAGUCUACAAUCCGUGUGUGCUUUCAGUCUGCUAGCGAUCCUGAAACUAUCACAGAAGCAUUGUGGACUAUGACGGUUGCCGGAGAGUGGACGACUGAUAUUGCUAACAUCUCCUGA